UUUUGAUCCGUCUUGGGCAACCCCACUCACUAUCAGACCUCCCAUGCGUCUCGCUCCCUUGGGAUUUCGCUUAUCCAGUCUUAAUUCUUGCUACAAUCAAUUCAGCUUGCCCCUGGUUGAUUUAUAGGAAGCUUCCUCCACCAAGUGGAUCUUGUAGGAUGCCAGAAAGAUACACUCGGGGUCGCUCUCGUGCCCGUUUGCCAUCCUAUUCGGAAUUUGAUCGGGCCCCGUCCUUGCAGCGUUCUUUGUCUCCUCACUCAGAAUCAAGAUUCAACACUACACCUCGAACUCGUUCUGUGGAGCGUGGCGCUGUCCGUCGCAAUGCUCACCGUUCCAGAAGCUGGUCGCGAUCAUCGUCGCACAACCAAGCACCAUCCCGUAGUCGAAGCCGAAGUGAAACUCCCAGACGUUACAGGAAAAAAGACUACAGCCGGACUCCGAGUCCCUCUGCCGAUGCUUCAAGAAGCUCAAAGAUAGUUAUCGAAAAGUUGACUAAAAAUGUCACCGAAUCACAUCUCCGGGAGAUAUUCGGUGGUUUUGGCGACAUACAAAGUCUUGAUCUCCCUAUGAAUAAAGCUUUCAUGACAAACAGGGGCACCGCAUACAUACUUUACCACGAUCCUGCGGAUGCAGAGGCGGCCAUCGCGCAUAUGCACGAGGCUCAGCUAGAUGGUGCCAUGCUGAACGUGUCGAUUGUUCUUCCUAGGAGAGCCUUCUCUCGCUCACCACCACCAGUUCAACAUAGCAGAGGAAGCUUUGGCCGUCCAGGACACGGCCGCGGACCUCCGUCGGAUAGUCGCGCUCCAAGGUCGCCGCCACCCGCUAGGAGGUAUCGCCGUUCUCGGCAUAUGGAAAGGCAUGACAUCUAUAGGCCUCGCUCUCUGUCGCGCUCCAGGUCGCCACGCCGUUCUCGAUCCCUUUCUUCCAAGUCUCUCUCAAACUCCCCACCGCCAAGACGGACACAUUCGCGUAUGGACAGCUCUCAGCGUCGCCGUCGCCGUAGCCCGAGCUACAGCAGCUAUGGCUAUAGCAGUCGCAGUGAUAGGGACCGGAGUAUGAGUCCAAGAAGAGACCAUCAUUGACCCAGUCUUCCUUCAAAGAUAUUGUCUUUGUGUCAUUUGAAAGUCUCGAGAAGAUAUCGCAUCAAAGCUACUGUUCUUGGCGCUGCUCAACUACCUGGGACUGGUAUGAGUGAUUCUGGGGUGCAGGCCAAUGGGCUUCUACACAUGAAUCAAAUUGAAGUAUUUCCGU
Molecule: messenger RNA, 1251 nt
Organism: Aspergillus welwitschiae
Lineage: Eukaryota; Fungi; Ascomycota; Eurotiomycetes; Eurotiales; Aspergillaceae
Product: RNA-binding protein with serine-rich domain 1
Exons: 3
Coding region: 159-1082 (307 amino acids)
Biological process (GO): mRNA splicing, via spliceosome
Cellular component (GO): cytoplasm; ASAP complex; nucleoplasm
Molecular function (GO): RNA binding
Source: RefSeq, a predicted model, not a curated record